Molecule: messenger RNA, 2882 nt
Organism: Arvicanthis niloticus (Nile rat)
Lineage: Eukaryota; Metazoa; Chordata; Mammalia; Rodentia; Muridae
Gene: Rpa1
Product: replication protein A1
Biological process (GO): DNA replication; DNA repair; DNA recombination
Cellular component (GO): nucleus
Molecular function (GO): DNA binding
Source: RefSeq, a predicted model, not a curated record
CAGCCCGCGGGACACCCGGCAGAGAAGCUCGGGCGGUGCGGAAGCGCGAGCGCGGGAGUUAGCUGUGCAGCCAUGGUGGGACACCUGAGCGAGGGGGCCAUCGCGGCCAUAAUGCAGCAGGGAGAUACAUCCAUAAAGCCCGUCCUUCAAGUCAUUAACAUCCGACCCAUUACUACAGGGAAUAGUCCACCCCGGUACCGACUGCUUAUGAGUGAUGGGUUGAACACGCUUUCCUCUUUCAUGCUGGCCACACAGCUGAACACCCUGGUGGAGGGGGGGAAGCUGGCCAGCAACUGUGUCUGCCAGGUCCACCGGUUCAUCGUUAACACCCUGAAAGACGGAAGGAGAGUAGUUAUUUUGAUGGACUUGGAAGUUGUGAAAUCUGCUGAAGACGUUGGAUUAAAGAUUGGGAAUCCAGUGCCCUAUAAUGAAGGAUAUGGGCAACAGCAGCAAGCAGCCCCUUCCCCAGCCUCCACAGUGACACCACCAGCCAGCAAGCCCCAGCCGCAGAAUGGGAGCUUGGGAAUGGGUUCCACUGUGGCUAAGGCUUAUGGUGCCUCAAAGCCAUUUGGAAAACCUGCUGGAACUGGCCUGCUGCAGCCGUCAGGUGGGACACAGUCUAAAGUGGUGCCCAUCGCCAGCCUCACCCCUUACCAAUCCAAGUGGACUAUUUGUGCCCGUGUCACCAACAAAAGUCAGAUCCGCACCUGGAGCAAUUCCCGGGGGGAAGGAAAGCUUUUCUCUAUAGAACUUGUGGAUGAAAGUGGUGAGAUCAGAGCUACAGCUUUCAACGAACAGGUGGACAAGUUCUUCCCCCUUAUUGAAGUGAACAAGGUGUAUUACUUCUCAAAGGGCACUCUGAAGAUCGCUAACAAACAAUUCUCAGCUGUUAAAAAUGACUAUGAGAUGACCUUCAAUAAUGAGACCUCUGUCCUUCCCUGUGAAGAUGGCCAUCACUUACCCACAGUUCAGUUUGAUUUCACAGGGAUUGGUGACCUAGAGAGCAAGUCUAAAGACUCACUUGUAGACAUAAUUGGAAUCUGCAAGAGCUAUGAAGAUUCAACUAAAAUCACCGUGAAGUCUAACAACAGAGAGGUUGCUAAGAGAAAUAUCUAUUUGAUGGACAUGUCAGGGAAAGUGGUGACUGCAACUCUGUGGGGAGAAGAUGCUGACAAAUUUGACGGUUCUAGGCAGCCUGUGAUGGCCAUCAAAGGCGCCCGAGUUUCUGACUUUGGUGGACGGAGCCUCUCAGUCCUAUCCUCUAGCACUGUCAUUAUGAAUCCUGACAUCCCAGAGGCCUAUAAGCUCCGUGGAUGGUUUGACUCAGAAGGACAAGCCUUAGAUGGAGUAUCCAUCUCUGACCUCAGGAGUGGAGGGGCCGGCGGGAACAACACCAACUGGAAAACCUUGUAUGAAGCUAAGUCAGAGAACCUGGGCCAGGGCGACAAGGCGGACUAUUUCAGCACUGUGGCAACGGUGGUGUUUCUUCGCAAAGAAAACUGUAUGUACCAGGCCUGCCCAACCCAGGACUGCAAUAAGAAAGUGAUUGACCAGCAGAAUGGGUUGUACCGCUGUGAGAAGUGUGACCGGGAAUUUCCCAAUUUCAAAUACCGCAUGAUCUUAUCGGCAAAUAUUGCAGAUUUUCAGGAGAACCAGUGGGUGACAUGUUUCCAAGAGUCUGCGGAGGCCAUCCUUGGACAGAACACUGUGUACCUUGGGGAACUCAAAGAGAAGAACGAGCAGGCAUUUGAAGAGGUUUUCCAGAAUGCCAACUUUCGAUCAUUUACAUUCAAAAUCAGGGUCAAGCUGGAGACCUACAAUGAUGAAUCUCGAAUUAAGGCCACUGUGAUGGACGUGAAGCCCGUGGACUACAGAGACUACAGCAGAAGGCUGAUCAUGAACAUCAGGAAGAACAUUUGAUGUCAGCAAGUACCACUGGUGGCCAGACUUGGAGAGCGAAGAACGGAAAUAGAAUGGCUUCCUUCCCACCCCCAUGCAAUAGCUCCACAAUGAAGCUCCUCUAGGGGAGACUGGCAGUCUGUCUGGGCCCUCUUGGGACUCAUCGAUAGGCAAAAGACAGUGCUCAGAGGCUGUGUAUAGACCUUUAGUGCCAGCUCUCGGCUGCCACGUAGCAGGGCAGCAGUCCCUUCUGUCUUCCGGCUUUGUCGGAUUCAAUACAAUUUUGUUAUCUUCAAACAGGAAUUAUGCCACAAGUCAUUGACCCUACUCUGGAUAACGAGGCAGAUUAUGUAACCUGGAGUUUGCUUUUCCAGUGGUGGCACCUUUUUAUCUUGAGUUCCUCCUGGAGGGGGUAAGAGUGGGGGAGAACCCAGGUGUUUAGAAGGGUGUGUCUGCCUGAAAUCAAAGGCUCGAUUUUGCAGAGAGACCACCACAUGGUUGUUAAUGCUUGGAUUGGCAAAAAGGUAGAAUUAUUAAUCAAAGGCCUACCGUUAAUAUCUGAAUAUCCUUCCUUCAGGGUUUAAUAGGUUUAAUAGACUGAGUCAGAUGAAUCUGAUAUUAAUCAAAAUUGUCUCUUCUGAGGACAGCUGAUAAGCAUUGACUUGCUGUCCCCUUAGGGAAAAGCAAACCCCAAAUUGCAUAAUUUACCUCAUUAUCCACAGAGUGGGGUCAGUUACAUGUGACAUAAUUCCUGUUUGAAGAUAACAAAAUCUUAGUAAAUCAACAAAGCCUGAAGACAGAGGUGGCCCUGGGACAUCCAGGCCGCUACAGUGCGUUACCCGAGUUUCCACUCAGUUAACGUUACGUUCGGUUGCCAGAUGGACCUGUACCUGUAUUAAAGCUAUGUUAAAUAGAACUUAAGAAAGAAGCCCUUUGUUUCCCUUGCUUUGUUUAAAUAAACAGUAUAUAUCUUGUGGAUCCCA